ACGCGGUUGUUUCCAUGACGUGGUUGUUUCAUGUGACGCGGUUGUUUCCAUGACGUGGUUGUUUUGUGUGACGUGGUUCCUGCAGGUGAUCCGGCCAGAGACGUGUUUGCCGUGCGGGAAGAGGAUCCGCUUCGGGAGAAUGGCGGUGAAGUGCAGGAGCUGCCGCGCAGUCGCUCACCCCGAGUGUAAACACAAGUUCAUCGGCGACUGCUCGUCUGCAGCAGGAGGUACAGGUCACAUGACACAGGAUCUAUUGGAGAGUUUUGCUCCGCCCACUCAUCCGCGAGUCCCUCGCCUGAUCAUCGAGUGUGUGAGUGAGAUCGAGAGGCGGGGCCUGGAUGAGGUGUUGAGUUUGUCUGUGUCUGUCCUUUGUCUCCGUCGUCCUCAGCGAGGACUGUACCGCGUCCCCGGCGGCGAGCGUCUGGUGAAGGAGCUCAGAGAUCGUUUCCUUCAGGGAAAAACUGCGCUCAUGUUGAGUAAAGUGUCCGACGUCCACGUCCUCUGUGGACUGUUGAAGGACUUUCUGAGGAAACUCAAGGAGCCGCUCGUUACCUUCAAGCUGCACAGGACGUUCAUGGAGGCCUCAGAACUGCCUGAUGAAGACAGCAGCUCAGCCGUCGUCUACCAGGCCAUCGCUGAACUCCCCAAAGCCAACAGAGACACUCUGGCUUUUCUCAUGCUGCACUUACACAAAGUCAUGAAGAGUCCUCGUUGUCAGAUGGACCAGAAUAAUUUGGCUCGUGUGUUUGGACCGACCGUCGUGGGUCAUGGGAUGUCUGAGCCGUCGCCAACGACCAUCAUGAGAGACACAAACACCCAGCCAAAGGUGAUUUGUCGACUGCUGUCUCUCCCUGAAGACUACUGGAGACAAGUCCUCGCCGUCCACGCGGAGACUCCACUGUCCUCCACCAGUAAGACCUGUGGACCGCAGGACAGCCACGGUCGUCUGUUUGAGCCGUUAACUUCUCCUGAACUCAACUCUUUUUAUAAAAGUCACACAAACAGAGGAUCAGUGAGAGGACGCAGCAGCAGACAGCAGGGACACACUGUGUCCAACAUUCGAGUCGAACCUGGAAGAAGAUUCUUUACGUCACCGAGCUGAACUCGCGUGUGUGCGUGCGUGCGUGCGUGCGUGCGUGCGUGUGUGUGUGUGUGCGUGUGUGUGUGCGUUCCUAAAUAUUAAACAUGAAUGUUAAUGAUCUUGUUUCUUAAAAUCAAAGAAAUGAAAUGGUGAAAAAUAAUAAAAAGACACUUGCUUCACGUUUGUGACGUCAUUUAUGAAGAAGCAGUUUCUCUGGCCGUUUCUCAAUAUCUGUACUAGUGUGUACUAGUGUGUACUUGUGCG
Solea senegalensis (Senegalese sole) is the source of this 1345-nucleotide messenger RNA. RefSeq names its product rac GTPase-activating protein 1-like. Gene Ontology annotation, biological process: signal transduction. Bases 50 to 1102 code for a protein of 350 amino acids. Lineage: Eukaryota; Metazoa; Chordata; Actinopteri; Pleuronectiformes; Soleidae. The record is from RefSeq and is a predicted model, not a curated record. The transcript has 8 exons.